AUGUUAAAUAAAAGAGCGAAAGCACACUCGUUGUUGUUCAUGUUCAUGUUUUUACUAAUACUAAAGUUUAGCUUGUCUCAGGGUGAUGAACUCGAGCUGCUCUUAUCCUUCAAAUCAUCAGUCAAUGAUCCCUCUAGGUUCCUGUCCAACUGGAAUUUCUCUACCCCAUUGUGCCUAUGGCAUGGAAUCAGUUGCAACGAUUUUUCUAGGGUAAAGGUAAUUGAACUUACUGAAAAAAAUAUUUCUGGGAUAAUUUCACCUUCAAUCUUUCAUUUGUCAGAUAUUGAAAUUAUCAAUCUUUCAACUAAUCAAUUCUCUGGAAAAAUUCCUAAUGACUUAGUUUCUCCUGUGUUACUUCGACAUCUUAAUCUUAGUAACAAUUAUUUGACUGGUGGAGUUCCAAAUUGUUCAAUAUCACUAGAAAUUUUGGAUCUCGGAAAUAACUUGUUUUCAGGUAAAAUUCCACCUCAAAUUGGAGUAUGCUCAAAUCUAAAAGAACUUCAUCUUGGUGCAAAUAACUUGGUGGGGAGAAUUCCAAGCUCCAUAUCAAAUAUCAGCAGUUUGGAAAUCUUAACUCUUGCUUGUAACAAAUUGAUUGGCCAAAUUCCACAUGCAUUAAGCAAAAUGAAGAGCUUGAAGUGGAUUUUCUUUGGGCAUAACAACCUUUCUGGUGAAAUUCCAAGAGAACUUUUUAAUUUAGUUUCUUUGAAUCAUCUUGAUCUUGUCGACAACAAUCUCAGUGGACAAAUUCCAUCCUCACUUGGAAACCUCACCAAUCUUCAAUACCUCUUCCUCUAUGAAAACAAGCUUACAGGUUUGCUUCCUCGAUCCAUUUUUGGCCUCAAAAAGCUUGUUGAACUUGAUCUUAGUUAUAAUCAUUUAUCGGGUGAGAUUCCAGAACUCAUAAUUGAGUUGAAGAGUUUGGAGAUUCUUCAUCUUUCCUCCAACAACUUUAUUGGUAAAAUUCCAAAUGCUCUAGCAUUUUUGCCUCGUCUUCAACUUGUUCGGCUUUCACUAAACAGCUUGACUGGAGAAAUUCCUUCUGUGAUCUGUAAUAUAAGUUCCAUCGAAGUUCUAAACUUAGCUGAUAACAACUUAAGUGGAACCAUCACACCAUGUCUGGGAAACUUUAGCAUCAGUCUUUCGAUCUUAGAUUUACAGAGGAAUAGUUUUCAUGGAACCAUCCUUGAAACUUUUCGUGAGGACUGUGGGUUGCGGAAUAUCAACUUCAAUGGAAAUAAAUUGGAAGGGUCUUUACCACGAUCCUUGGCCAAUUGUAGAAACUUGGAAAUGAUGGAUAUUGGUGACAACAAGAUGAAUGGUACAUUUCCUUAUUGGCUGGAUACUCUACCAGAAUUACAAGUUCUUGUUUUACGGUCAAACAAAUUACAUGGUGUCUUACGAAGUUCCAAGAUCAUCCAUCCCUUUCCCAAGUUACGGAUUCUUGACCUUGCUAACAAUGACUUCACUGGUCCUUUGCCCAAAGGUAUAAUAAAGAGCAUGAAGGCCAUGAUGAAUCUCAGUGAACAGCAAAGUUCUUUACAAUAUAUGCAUGGGAGAUACUAUUAUUAUCAUGUCAACUUGACAGUGAAAGGAUUUUACAGUGAAUUUCCUGAAAUCUCAAAAACGUUGACAAGCAUGGACCUGUCAAAUAAUAACUUUUAUGGGGAGAUUCCAAGUCUUAUUGGAAAGCUCAGUUCACUUAGAGGUCUCGAUCUUUCUCAUAACAGCCUUAGUGGUCAAAUCCCUACAUCACUGGGUAAUUUGACCAGUUUGGAAUGGCUAGACCUCUCCUCAAACAAGCUCACUGGGCAAAUUCCUAACGAAUUGACAGAUAUGACGUUUCUUGCCUUCUUGAAUGUUUCACAUAACCGACUCACUGGACCAAUUCCUCAAGGCAAACAGUUCUCUACUCUUGAAAAUGGCUCAUAUGAAGGAAACUUGGCACUAUGCGGCUUUCCAUUGUCAAAGGCUUGCAACAAUGAUGGCAGAAAACAACCAUCUCCAUCAUUCUUGAAAGAGGCAGAUGACUCAGAGUCCAAAAUCAGUUUUGGCUGGAAAAUUGUGUUGAUGGGCUAUGGAUGUGGACUGAUAUUUGGAGCCGUCGUUGGAUAUCUUACGUUCAGGAAUGGUGAACCAAAAUGGUUUGUGGCAUUGUAUCGAGUGAAAUAUCAUUGA
Molecule: messenger RNA, 2178 nt
Organism: Theobroma umbraticum
Lineage: Eukaryota; Viridiplantae; Streptophyta; Magnoliopsida; Malvales; Malvaceae
Molecular function (GO): receptor serine/threonine kinase binding
Source: RefSeq, a predicted model, not a curated record